AUGUCACCCAUCAAGGCCAAACAAAAAGUGCAACGUGAUGAGGCCACCAAGCUCAACAUAAUAGUUGUCGGUGCUGGGCUUGGCGGAAUAGGAGCCUCGAUAGCGCUUCUCCUUGCAGGCCACAAUGUCAGAAUUUUGGAAGCAGCAUCCGAAAUUGGCGAAGUCGGGGCAGGUAUUCAGGUUUUGCCGAACAGUUCGCGCGUGCUACAGUCCUGGGGCAUGCGUGAUCAGUUAGAAGAAUUCGCUACGAAACCCUCACGAGUCAACAUGCUAGGCUGGAAGGGCAACCUGAUAUCAUAUCUCGAUACGAAUGAGUCGGCGGCAGCUUACCCUGGAACGUUUUACUGGGAUUUCCAUCGCGCAAACCUGCACAAAUGCCUGCUUGACCGGGCCGUUGGACUAGGGGCCAAAGUCCAAGUUAAUGCACGUGUCGUGGACGUCAAAAUUGCCGGACCGAAUGCAGAGCAGGCAACAGUGGCUCUAGCUUCUGGAGAGGAGCUAGUCACUGAUCUGGUUGUGGGUGCUGACGGCAUCAACUCGAACUUACGAGAGAUAUUUCUCGGAAGGCCAGAUCCACCGACACCAACCGGGGAUCUUGCCUAUCGACUCCUGCUUUCGACUGCAGAGAUGCUCAAGGACCCAGAACUGGCACCAUUUGUUACCGAACCGCAAGUGAAUUAUUGGCUUGGUCCGGACGCACACGCCGUGAACUAUGUGCUCCGCGGAGGAAAAUUGUUCAACAUGGUCCUUUUGGUGCCAGAUGAUAUGCCAGUGGGAGGGUCAAAUACCCUUGAGGGCAAUGUUGAAGAGAUGCGUGCGCUUUAUAAGGACUGGGAUCCUCGGAUACCAAAAUUACUUGCUUUAUGUGAAUCGGUUCACAAAUGGAGGUUGCAAAUCCGGGUCGGAAUGGAUUCGUGGAGCCACCCAUCUGGAACUUUCACUAUGCUGGGAGAUGCUGUACAUGCGACUCUCCCUUAUCUUGCAUCAGGUGCGGGUAUGUGUCUAGAGGACGCUGCUGUGAUGGGUGAAUUGUUCUCAAGAGCACCAAACCCAAGAAUUCCGGCGGUAAAGAAGCAGAUGUUGCAUAUAUAUGAGCAAUGUCGCAAGGAACGCACUGAAAUGGUGGUGAAGCGAGGGAAUCUGCAGCAAUACCUAUACCAUCUACAUGAUGGACCGGAACAAGAGGAAAGAGAUCGAAAAAUACGUGAAAAGGAAGAAGGAGAAGCCCUGGCUUGGAGAGAUUCUGGUCUAGCGCCACGACUUCUUGGUUAUCAAGUCGAGACAGAUGUUAGUUGA
This is a messenger RNA of Exophiala aquamarina CBS 119918, 1296 nucleotides long. RefSeq lists its product as uncharacterized. The coding region runs from base 1 to 1296 and encodes 431 amino acids. The record is from RefSeq and is a predicted model, not a curated record. Gene Ontology annotation, molecular function: monooxygenase activity; FAD binding. The transcript has a single exon. NCBI's taxonomy places the organism in Eukaryota, Fungi, Ascomycota, Eurotiomycetes, Chaetothyriales, Herpotrichiellaceae. Gene Ontology annotation, biological process: secondary metabolite biosynthetic process.